AUGGCCUCUAACCCCCCUGGAGCUUGCUGCGCCUCCGGCUUCAAGCACGAAGGCACCCCCGUCGGCGAGAUCAAGAACAUCAACGGCACUGAGACCUACAUCGUCUAUCCCAAGGACAACAAGACCCCCGAGAAGGCCGUCAUCAUCCUGUCCGACAUCUUCGGCGUCUACGUCAACGCCCAGCUCCUCGCCGACGAGUACGCCGAGAAUGGAUACCUCGCUGUCCUCCCCGACCUCUUCCGCGGAGACCCCAUCAAGCUGAGCGACAUGGAGUCCGGCAAGGCCGACCUCCCCGCGUGGCUCCCCAACCACCAGACCCCCGCCGUCGACCCCAUUGUCGAGGCUACUAUCAAGCACGUCCGCGGCGACCUCGGAGUCAAGCGCGUCGCUGCUGUCGGCUACUGCUUCGGUGGAAAGUACGUCUGCCGCUUCCUGAAGCCCGGCAAGGUCGACGUCGGUUACACCGCUCACCCCUCGUUCGUCACCGAGGAGGAGCUCGCCGCCAUUGCUGGUCCCCUUUCCAUCUGCGCUUCUGAAAUCGACCAGAUCUUCACCACCGAGCUCCGCCACAAGUCCGAGGACAUCCUCAUCAAGACCGGCCAGAACUGGCAGAUCAACCUGUACAGCGGCGUCACGCACGGCUUCGCCGUCCGCGCGGACCUCAGCAACAAGCACCACAAGUUCGCCAAGGAGCAGGCGUUCGUCCAGGCCGUUAACUGGUUCAAGCAGUACCUGUAG
Molecule: messenger RNA, 738 nt
Organism: Aspergillus mulundensis
Lineage: Eukaryota; Fungi; Ascomycota; Eurotiomycetes; Eurotiales; Aspergillaceae
Product: dienelactone hydrolase family protein
Exons: 4
Coding region: 1-738 (245 amino acids)
Molecular function (GO): hydrolase activity
Source: RefSeq, a predicted model, not a curated record